Selaginella moellendorffii is the source of this 1406-nucleotide messenger RNA. RefSeq names its product E3 ubiquitin-protein ligase SIS3. Gene Ontology annotation, molecular function: ubiquitin-protein transferase activity. The transcript is spliced from 10 exons. The coding region runs from base 186 to 1253 and encodes 355 amino acids. The record is from RefSeq and is a predicted model, not a curated record. Lineage: Eukaryota; Viridiplantae; Streptophyta; Lycopodiopsida; Selaginellales; Selaginellaceae. Gene Ontology annotation, biological process: sugar mediated signaling pathway.
GGAGCUGUCGGUGAAUGUGGUGUGCUUGCAUCGCAAAUCUCCGUCCAGCCCCGAGAUCGCGCGCGCUGCUCGCGGCACCGAUGCGAGAAUCUCGCGGCGCGCAGGAAAUCCAAGCCAUAGGGUAAACCAAGGGGCUUGCAUUCCCCGAUCUGGAGCGCCUCCCGGGACCUCGGCUCCAAGGGGCGAUGGGCGCUCGCGGCGUGGAUUUCAAGUGGUUCGAUGGAUUUUUCUUGUCAAUGCUCGCCACCAGCGUGAUCGUAGUGUCUAUCAACUGGGAUAGGUAUCACGCGUGCAUGUAUCCUCUUCACAUCUGGAUCGUGGUGGACUAUGCUACUGUUUUUGUGUUCCGGAUUCUCAUGUUUGUGGACAACGGCAUAGCGUCAAAGAUGGGCCCUGAUGCAAGCCCUCAGCAGCGGCUGUUGCUCUUCCAGGCCAGAGUUUUGGUGUUGUCCUGCCUUGCGUUUUUCAUGUAUCCGUUUCUCUGGGCGUGGACUGUCAUCGGGAGCUUGUGGUUUACAAAUGCAAGGCAAUGCCUUCCAGAAGAAGGGCAGAAAUGGGGAUUCCUUAUCUGGUUACUUUUCAGCUAUUGCGGCCUGAUUUCAAUCGCAUGCAUGUCCGCCAGCAAGUGGUUGAUGCGACGGCAGUCUCAUUUGCAACUUGUUCCUCAAGGAUCUGCCAUCUCGGAAUUGGAGGUGCUGGCGGAGCUGAUCAGGGUUCCAGAUUGGACUCUACGUUCCUCCAUUCCCGUGCAAGAGCAACGAACUGCUCAUGACACCAUUGCCUUUCCCGGUCUAACGCUCACUCCCGCGCAGAGAGAAGCAGUGGAGAGCUUGAUCCAGCAGCUCCCAAAGUUCCAGCUCAAGCGUGUCCCUACCGAGUGCUCGUCGUGUUCCAUAUGCUUAGAGGACUUCACUGUUGGAACUGAGGUGCGAGGACUUCCUUGUGCGCACAACUUUCAUGUGGAUUGCAUCGAUGAGUGGCUACGCCUCAACGUAAAAUGCCCGCAGUGCCGGUGCUCGGUUUUCCCAGAGGCUGAUCUUAUGGUGGUUCUCAACCAGCAAGCCGAGCAAGAAGUUCGCCGUGUCAUGGUCAGGCUUCACGACAUGUUGAGCACCGCUCCUCCCGGUGCCAGUGACGACCCGGCUCAAAGCCAAAGCAGCGGAGACUCUCAAGGCUCUUCUCUUCAAGGGAGAAGCCAUAGCUCGGAGCUCACUAUCGUGGUAGACAGGCCGGUAAAUCCUCCAAGAGGUUAGCAGCUCCAUUUUCUUCUAGUAGAGCAGCGAGAUAAUCUAUUAAGUUUUUGGAAGAUGCAGCAAGAACAAAACUUGGGCUUCGCAUCUCAGGUAUAAGAAGUAAUGUACAGAGUUUCAUUAAAAAUAUGUUUAUGGAAACAUGCUUACGAACUA